AUGAAGCACUGCAGUACGUGUUUGAUGCUGCUUCCUCCUGCCAUCAUCCCUAAACCCCAACCCCCUCAUAUCAUACAUCACCAUCAUCCCCUACAGUCCCACCCCUACAUCACCAUCAUCCCCUACAGUCCCACCCCCUACAUCAUCAUCAUCCCUACAGUCCCACCCCUACAUCACCAUCAUCCCUACAGUCCACCCCCCUACUUCACCAUCAUCCCUACAGUCCCACCCCUACAUCACCACCAUCCCCUACAGUCCCACCCCUACAUCACCAUCAUCCCUACAGUUCCACCCCUACAUCACCAUCAUCCCUACAGUCCCACCCCCUACAUCACCAUCAUCCCUACAGUCCCACCCCCUACAUCACCAUCAUCCCUACAGUCCCACCCCCUACAUCACCAUCAUCCCUACAGUCCCACCCCCUACAUCACCACCAUCAUCCCUACAGUCCCACCCCCUACAUCACCACCACCAGUCAUCCCUACAGUCCCACCCCCCCUACAGCACCAUACAUCACCAUCAUCCCUACAGUUCCCACCCCCAGUACAUCACCAUCAUCCCAACAGUCUCACCCCCCCUACAUCACCAUCAUCAUCCCUACAGUCCCACCCCCUACAUCAUCAUCCCCUACAGUCCCACCUCCUACAUCACCACCAUCCCUACAGUCCCAUCCCCUACAUCACCAUCAUCCCUACAGUCCCAUCCCCUACAUCACCAUCAUCCCUACAGUCCCACCCCUACAUCACCAUCAUCCCUACAUUACAAUAG
Molecule: messenger RNA, 768 nt
Organism: Haliotis rubra (blacklip abalone)
Lineage: Eukaryota; Metazoa; Mollusca; Gastropoda; Lepetellida; Haliotidae
Product: extensin-1-like
Exons: 2
Coding region: 1-768 (255 amino acids)
Source: RefSeq, a predicted model, not a curated record